Molecule: messenger RNA, 1422 nt
Organism: Brettanomyces nanus
Lineage: Eukaryota; Fungi; Ascomycota; Pichiomycetes; Pichiales; Pichiaceae
Exons: 1
Coding region: 1-1422 (473 amino acids)
Biological process (GO): glycolytic process; intracellular glucose homeostasis; glucose 6-phosphate metabolic process
Cellular component (GO): cytosol; mitochondrion
Molecular function (GO): fructokinase activity; glucokinase activity; mannokinase activity
Source: RefSeq, a predicted model, not a curated record
AUGCCAGCCGUUAAUAAGAAAUUACAAACACGUGCUAAUCAAGUGUGCAAAUGCUUUGAGGUGUCACAGGAUCUGAUUCUCAGAGGAGUUGAUUACUUCAUCGACUCUUGUGAGAGAGGUUUGGAGACAGAUGAUGACCCUACUGCAUUGAUGAUGAUUCCUACCUAUGUGACAUCGAUUCCAACGGGACACGAGCAGGGAGUUCUUUUGGCCGUUGAUCUUGGUGGUACCAACUUCCGUGUUGUCUCUGUCACAUUAAAGGGAGACCACACAUUUAGCUUGGUUCAGGCCAAGAGUCCUAUUCCAUUGGAUAUGAUGUCUGGUACCAGUGCCAUGUUGUUUCAGUGGAUGUCUGAGAAGAUUGAUAAGUUCCUCAAAACUCAUCACAGUGACUCGUUGAAGGAAGGUAAUAACUUCAAGAUGGGAUUUACCUUUAGUUUCCCAGUUAAGCAGAAGUCUUUGAACUCUGGUACUUUGACUAGAUGGACUAAAGGUUUUGAUGUGUCUGACUGUGUUGGUAAGGAUGUUGUUGCUUUGCUUCAGGAACAUUUAGACGCUCUUAAGGUGCCAGUCACGGUUGGUGCUUUAGCUAACGAUACCGUUGGUACUCUUUUAGCCAGAUCUUACACUGGUGCCAAUAAGGAGGGUGAAACUAUCAUCGGUUGUAUUUUCGGUACCGGUACCAACGGUGCCUAUGCUGAGGACGUGAGCAAGAUCAAGAAAUUGCCAGAAGAUGUUAGAAAACACCUCAAAGAGGCUGGUGUUACUCAGAUGGUGAUCAAUACUGAAUGGGGUUCGUUUGAUAACCAGAUGAAGAUUCUUCCAAAUACCAAGUGGGAUCAAGUGGUUGAUAAGAACAGCUCCAAUCCAGGUGUCCAUAUCUUUGAGAAGCGAGUCAGUGGUUUAUAUAUGGGUGAAACUCUUAGAGUUGUGUUAUUUGAUCUCUGGAAGGAAGGAUUGCUCUUCAAGGACUACGCUACUGAAGAAGCCUUACCUCACAGAUUGACAACUCCGUUUAAUUUGGACACUGAAGCCAUGUCGUUGUUUGAAAUUGAUGACUCUACUGGUUUGAAAGCUAGUGAAUUGAAGCUACAGCAAAUGCUUAGACUCCCAACUACUACCGAAGAGAGAUUGGUUAUCCAACAAUUGACUAGGGCCAUUGCUCAUAGAUCUGCAUACUUGGCUGCCAUUCCAAUCAGUGCCUUGUUGAUGAAGGUUGGUGCAUUUGAUGGUCAUCAUGUUGAAGUUGAUGUUGGUGCUGAUGGUUCCGUUGUUGAGUUCUACCCUGGUUACAGGACCAUGAUGAGAGAUGCCGUUUCAUUGACUCAGUUGGGACCAAAGGGUGAAAGAAGGUUACAUAUCAAUAUUUCUAAAGACGGUUCGUCUGUUGGUGCUGCUCUUUGUGCUCUUAGUGAAGAGUAG